Molecule: messenger RNA, 762 nt
Organism: Aphanomyces invadans
Lineage: Eukaryota; Oomycota; Saprolegniomycetes; Saprolegniales; Verrucalvaceae
Exons: 1
Coding region: 52-762 (236 amino acids)
Source: RefSeq, a predicted model, not a curated record
GUUUGGUCGAAAUCGUUGAAAUUUCAAUUGCCCUUCUGCACGUGGCCGUCCAUGAAUCCUGCCGCGUCCACAAUUGACAACCGGCGGCAAAUCGACGAGUGGCGCUGGAUCGGCUCAGAGAUUGGCAUUUUCAAAUUACCGACGCUGACCAAGAUGAAAGUGUUCGCCGCCAUCCUCGCCGUCGCCUUGGCCGUCUGCUCCGCUGAUGUCGCCAUGAAUGACGCUAGCCCUCACAUGGUGGCUCUCGAUUCGGCCGCGACCGAGGUCGGUUUUGCCCGCGCCUUGAAGGCGGAAGCGUCCGAAGCGACUGCCAGCAAAAAAACCGACGAUGACGACGACGAUGAUGAUGACGACGAUGACGAUGACGAUGAUGACGAUGACGAUGAUGACGAUGACGACGAUGACGAUGACGAUGAUGACGAUGUCGCCGAAGACGAGUACGACCCCAUGGUUGAGGAAGAUGACUACGAUGACUAUGGCGAGCGCCGCCUGGCCGCUGCUGAAGGUGAAGCUAUUGCAUCCAUCGAGUCUGUCGAAUCCGUAGCUUCCAAGAACGAUGAUGAUGACGAUGAUGACGACGAUGACGACGACGAUGACGAUGACGAUGAUGAUGACGAUGACGAUGACGACGACGACGUCGCUGAAGAUGAAGUGGGUGCCGUCAAGACAUCCAAGGAAACCUUUCGAUUGAACUCUGCGUCCGACACAGAGGCAUUGACAAAGCACCACGGAUAUGAAAUCCAAUCCGACGGCGACUUCUAA